Molecule: messenger RNA, 6651 nt
Organism: Daphnia magna
Lineage: Eukaryota; Metazoa; Arthropoda; Branchiopoda; Diplostraca; Daphniidae
Product: mucin-5AC
Exons: 14
Coding region: 640-4119 (1159 amino acids)
Molecular function (GO): nucleic acid binding
Source: RefSeq, a predicted model, not a curated record
UACACGGCCAUGAUGCCGCAGAUGUAUGUGUGUGUACGCGGGCUUGCUAGCGCGUUUCACGCAGACGCGAAACUUCAUUGUUACCUCCUCCCCUACAUAUCUGCGAGAUAGGGUCCCAGCUCCCGACAAUUCUUGCCAUCGUUUGUUUCACCUCCUUCGACGCUUCACUCGGACAAAGUUCUAAGAUCUGUGAACAUUGAGAAACUGGUGUUGCGCUCUUCUCAAAAUUCUUUAGUGCUAGAGGGAUCGUGUUUGAUUUAUUCUUUAAAAAUUCCGUCAUGUUUUUCGCUGCAAAAAGACGAUGCCCUUUUGAUACGCCCGUUUGUCGAAUGCCCGGGCAGAUGAGUCUCAAAACAAACAUUGGGUCUGCAUCGAAACUGUAAAGACCGUGGUCGUUGCUUACUCGGUUGCCUCUGCACCACAGCAGGAGCCCCAGCCGUCGAGUAUCGCCUGCUGAGAUUUUCCUUGGCCUUCCGCCAUUCGAAGAGCUAGAAAAUAGCUUACCGAUUACGCCAUCGUUCCUUCUCCGUUCGUGGACAGUCAAUAGUCAAAGCAGUUAAUGAACGCACUUUGAGCUGAUCUUUCAAUCCUGCGAUUUCUCAUCCCAGUGGACGCCAUCUUCGUUCGUCUCCUUUCUUCAUGGCACAAAUCGAAAAGACUAUCAACAACCGGAAUGAUCCUGUAGAUCCAUCGGUACAUAGUUCCCGAAGAGCUCGUCCGUUUCAUAGCCAUCACCUGUACGAUAGUUUGGGCGAAAUACGCGAGUCUUCAAUGGCGACAGAAGACUGGGCUGCAAUGGAGGACGAAGAGUUCCUGGGGGAGUACAUGGACACAUCAUCUAUUGAAGUGGAUCAGAUAGACAAUAACCGUUUGCCCAAUGAUCGUGCCAUUUAUUCGAACGAUGAGAUGACAACAAGUCCAGUCAAUCAAAAAUGGUCCAAUCAUCAAGCCGACCUCGUUUCUAGCCAGAGCACCAGCAGCGAAGGCGAGGGUCGUCAAAAGAAAGUCAAUAAAAUGAAGUUGCUGGUGCGGAGUCAUGCCUUACGUGAAGCUGCAUCCCCGCCUCCAGAUUCGCCUUCACCUCUCUUUAAUGCUACAAACAAUGGCUCAUCUCCUGAAGAACAGCAGCAUAAUCAGCAGGCUUCUCUGGUCAUCACGGUCGUCGAGAGCAACGACGAGACUUCUUCACUACACCAACAAGAAAUUGCACCCAACCGACUUCGUCCUCGCGUUCAGGUGGGGAGUUCGCAGUGCAGCGUCGAUAGCACGAGCUCGUUUGUUUCAUUUUCACUGUCACGAGACUCUAGCACGGAAUUGGCUAACGGGAGCGAUGUUUACCUUACCGUUGGUUCUCAUUUGUACACGGACAACACGGGCGUUGACUUGCAGCACUUUAUUGUUGAAACCUUACACCGCAAUUACAAAGAUAGGAUGACGCUGUUGCGCAUCGAACAGGAUAUGAUUGCGCUGGUUAGAGAUGCCAAGCGUACCUGUCACAGGUUUCCGGCCAUGUCCUCAUAUCAUCGAAUGCUUGUCCAUCGUGUUGCCGCUUAUUUCGGCAUGGAACACAACGUCGAUCAAUCCGGUAACUGCGUCGUCGUGAGUAAAUCACGUCAUACACGGUUGCCGGAGGUUGCAUUCAAAGAGUACGUGCGCGAUGAUAUCGUUUUACCCGAAGAGCCCAACAGAAAACUGAAUCCAAAAAGAGAAACUGUUUCGUUCGAAGAGCCGCACAGUGGUAGUAGCAACAAGUUUACCCGUUCACCGGAAAACCGAAGUAGGAGCCUGGAAGAGCGUGAUGUGGGCAUGGACAGUAGACCAAAGAACCGCGCCUUUCAACCUCAAGUGACGUUGGUCCCAGAAGGAGCUUGUUCGGAAGGAUCGCCUCCGGUGGCAAUGGGAGCUAGGAGGAAGGAAAACGUUUCUGAAUCGGUAUCCACCUAUGUCACUCCUACAACUUCACGCACAAACAGCGAAGAGAUUCAAACACUUCGAUGGCCCAAGCGGUUAACCCAGGGAGCACUCCGUAACAACCGCAUUCCUAAGGUGGAGUCAUUUGAUAGCCGUGAUCUACUCGGCAGUUACGGCAACACCUUACGUCCUACCGUCGCUAAAUCUUACAGCUUUGGUGGAUACACGGCAACCUGUGCAUCAGAGGCUAACGUGGCUGCAGUACGAGCAGACGAAAACGUGGUCGGUCCGCCUGUUUAUCAACAACCCAUUCUCAGCCAUCAAAGCGGCCAUAGCUAUGGCUCUCGGUUUUUAUCGAAACAAGUACGUUCAAGUGAGGAUUCAAAUGCAAGUUCGAUCAGUAUUUCACGCUCCAGUCCUACAAGUUCAGGAUACAAAUCCCAACAUUCGGCAGCCCCUUCUCCUACACCUGUCGCCAAUAGCCGGAUGAUUCCGCUCCGAGCACAGCCGACAUCAUGUAACAGUAGUAUGGAAUCUCAAUGUGCUGCUGGUUGCCAAGAAUGGAAUCAACCUGGUGCAAAUGCAGGCAAUUCCAGUUCUGGAGCUGUAACCACUACUCCCGAAACUGUGUCUACUAAUAACACCCCUACUACUAAUGCAACUCUGCUGUGGGCAGUGACCAGUUUGGAUGAUGUGCCAGCUGGUAGCAUUCUCAUCAAUCCACAAACUGGACUGCCUUUUUAUAAUCCUGAUGGCUCUGCGUACAGAUACAAUCCACACUUACCACUACCGUUCCAGGUUGAAGUGAAUGCUGCUGAUAAUCCAGUCAGUGAAAUAACUGGAGAAAUCCAACAGCCAGAGUCUUAUGAAUCUUAUGAUAGACCUGAAGUGAAAACGGAAGCCGGGGAAAGCACAGCAAUGACAUCUGUCCCAGCGUAUUCUAGUUGGCCACAACAUUGUUAUGAGACUCCUAUAUCGCCAACUUUGACUGCUUCGUAUGUUAACCAGCCACAAGCGUAUUUUGCUCCCGAGUUUACCUCGUUUCACUCUACAAACGGAGCGGGUGCAGCACCCGAUCCUCAACCAAAUGGUUACUUCGUUGCUCCCACAGUUAAUUCUUCGGCUUCAUUCGAUGACCAAAUGAAAGCGAAUUGUGUUGCUGUUCCAGUUGCCCACGGACAUGGCUACGUACUCUAUCAAGCCUGUUUAGGCCCUUCAGGUGACAAUGGCACAAUAAUCGAUGCCAAUGACUUGUACUCGGCCAUGAAGAAUUUAAGUCUUAGACCAAUCGGAGGAGUCCCACCAAUGUCUUAUACUGCAGCUUUGACGGAUAAUUUGGCUCACCAUGUUGAAUUGGCUCCGAAUGGCCCAUUUGUGGCUACAGUUCCUAUUAGGCCAGUUCCCAACGGGAAAAUGCAAGCCACUUGUAGCAAUUUGCCACCUCGGUCCGGAUCGACUCCUCCAACUGUUGUUACGAGCGCACCAGGAGCAUCAUUGGCAUCCAAUCCUUACUUAGCAUCAAUUCGAGUUCAAAGUAAUGGUCAAAUAAUGCAUCACCAAAUACAGCAGCCUUAUAAUGGAACUGCAAACGUUGCGGUUGCCCCUUACCAUCCAUCUGUGGUUUAUCCGUUGUUGAAUACUGCUACGCAUUCACAAGGCAACAGGCAACAUUAUUUUCCGUCCAGCCUAGUUCACCAUCAGUUUAACAAUGCGCAUCAGUAUGUAUCAUCCCCGUGGUCAUUGGUGACAAACGCCUCGGCAACCAACCGUGGCACGCCUGAGAGAGAAACAGUUAACGUUGAAAUGCCGUCCAAUCGAAUAGUGGCAGCCCCUCACUCGCCUAAUCGUCUCUCAUGUUUAUACGGACCUUCACUCCCGUCACCAUUUCUUGCAGGAGAAUGCGGAGCAAUUCGGCCGUCAUCUACUGUACUCCAUCGACAGUUUUCACUUCCAACGCCAGCUCCACCGGCCACGUAUACAUUAAGACCUCGCAUACAGCAACAUCACAUGCCUGGCUCAAGUUUGCAGCGUCCUACAUCAUCUUCUGUUCAGAAUCAGAACGGCAUCUUAGCGUUUAAUUCCUCGCGCCAUGUGAGAACAAGGCGUCAAGUUUUCCGGCCUAAUACCGGUUUCACGACCGAUCCUUCCUCUGUUAUGCAGAGUCAUUCGUCUUCGCCUGUUCAGCAGUUUCCUUCACCGACGAGCUAAACAGUGUAAAAUAAUAAUUUAACAACCUGAUAUAGCUAGUUAAUAAUUAAUCCGUUCGGGUAGCCAUUCGUCCAAUCAUGUUGGAUAAAGUUUGGCUCAAGUUAUCCCCGGUGUUUUCCUUGAAAAGUUAGGUAAAUCAAGUGAUGACCAAAAACGUUUCGAAAGCUAUAUUUAUACAAUUAUAUAGUUCUCAUGGAGACCCUCUAUUAACAGUUCGUUCAAUUCCUGACCUAUGAUCAACAACACAACUCUUCUCAGUAAGUGUUGAUUGGAUUUUCCCUUGACGCUUUUUUUUUUGUUCAGGUCGUAUUGAAAUGUUCUGGAACAGAAGCAGUUAGGAAUGACAACAGAGGAAGGUGAGGAAAACCACCUUGAGAAAAAUCCCAUUUUUAGAGAUAAUGUUAUUUUCAUCGAGUUGUUUCGCAUCGCGCGUGGGACUUUGUCUAAAAGGCGAUAACACUUGAAAAAUAUUUCUUGUUGUGUUCAUGAAGCCUGGGUCUGCACUCAGCCAUCCCUCAAAUGAUUUCCUUUCGAAAUGGUCAUUUUCUUUCCUCUUUUAUGAAAAAUCUCUCUUUAUUCAAUUGAAAAUCUUCUAAAAAAUGCGCAUGAAAAGCUUUUUAUCUAGAAAUCUCUACACAUCUGCCGACACCUUCACCGUAGUGCCACAGUGGAAAACAAACAGAAACACAAAUAAAAACAUCUAUACCCCACAGUACUCGGCUCUUCAGGGCAAACAGUUUUUUAGCAAAAAAUAGUUCAUUUAUUUAUUCGAUUUUCAAUUUUGUGCUUAAAUCACAAAUUAAUCUUUAUACUUUUGACUUUUGACACAUGUGUGUGAGGAUACCAAGCUUUUCAGCUCCAAAUUGUAUUCAAUUUUGUGCAGUGUUUGGAUUCAUUUCUCCCCUUUCAAUCACCCUCUAGUCUGUCCAUCAUGGUCUGUCUAAUCUCCUGACUCGCCAGUCACUGUUUAGUGACCGAUUUCACUGGAUAAUUCAUGCCAUUCAUAUGUUUUGUCUUUCUUUUUCUUCUUCUUAUUUUUUUUUAUAGUUUCCUUGUAAUUAUCCUUGAGAAAGUUGUAAGAGUUCGUGACAAAAUUAGCAUCUGUAUGUCGUGAUUGGAUUUAUAAAACUCUGGGCACGCAUUUUUUGCAAAAUUGGAAACGGUGUUCGGCCCUCAUCAGGAGGGAACAUUUGCUAGUGUUACUCAGGUGUUACUUCAAAAAGACGGGAUACCAUGUUGUUCGAGUGGUAGGAGAUGUUAUAUUGUUUAAACAUAGUUCCUUUUCACCAGAUGGCUCUUACUCUGAAGCAUCAGUUAACAACACUUAUAAAUCCUUUUUAUCAGCACAACAAACAGCACGUAAACAUAUUAGACAUUAGUCCUUGGUCUAUUGGCUAACUACAUAAGUUAGGCUGAAUUCUUCUAGUGCACACCACGUUUUUAUAAAAAGCGGGAUUAAUACAUGGUCAAAGUCCAUAUUGUACUCAUCUAUGAAGGAAAUGUUGCACAAGCAACCUGUUUACGUAUCCUCUUGCAAGAUUCAAUUUCGAAAAAUCAGGAGUGCCGUUAACGUAUUUAAACAAUUGAGAAACCAUAGUUGCCCAAGUUCAACAGGGCAAUUAGCAUUUUGCGUAAAUGUAAAGCCGAGAAAUCUACUCGAGAUUUCCUUUUUUUCUAGACAGAAAAUCAAUCAACGUUUUCGUUUGUAUGUCAUUUUUAAAAAUAUUAUUUUGCUGUUAUAUUUUCGAUUGUUUAUUAAUUUGGUACAGUCAAGAAUUCUCUAACUCUAUAUCCCGACGGCGUAGGCUCUUCAAAUGAUCGCUAGAUGGCUUUGAGAGGCAUAAUACGCAAUUUGAAAUAAUAAUCUUGCGUAAUGAAAAACGUGCUGACAGUGCUCUUUGGAUUUGACUUGAGGCUUCGUGGACAAUAACACAUUUCACGUGUAAAGAGCACGUGGAACUAUUUUCUGUACUGUAAAUACAGCAGAAGGGCGGCGUCUGCAAAUUUAAGGAUCCCUACUGACGUAGUUAAACGCAUGCUGUAAUCUAGAAGUUUUGUUUUGCUCUUCUGUUUGGAUAAGCAAAUAACUAUUGGGUUAUCUGUCAUUGCUCAAGGAGGUUCCUGGUUCCUGCAGACUUCUGAGUCCCCUCCAAAACGCAAUACGACCUUAAGAGUGAUGGGGGAGAACGAGACGAUAAGCGGGCAAUUUCACCCAGCAACAGCAAGGAAACCCCUGAAGCGUAUUACCCAAAACCGGAUUCUAGUGGUCAAACGAAGGUUAUGUAGCUAAAUUUAACUAAAUUAUUUUAAGUAGGUCGUCUUGUAAACCGUAAUUCAGAACUCUAGAAAUAGUGUGCAUUAACGCUGAUUGUAUUCUUCUUCUAAUGACUUGCUCGAACAACCAACAGUCACGUGACAAGAACACAGGAACAUUUUACAACACCGACGUUUUAAAAAAUAAGAAAAGUAUUUGAGCUGAAUCACAAUAAUGAAAUAUUUUAGCCCUCCACACAAGAAAUUAACACCAGAAAA